Spizellomyces punctatus DAOM BR117 is the source of this 1001-nucleotide messenger RNA. RefSeq names its product ribosome recycling factor. Lineage: Eukaryota; Fungi; Chytridiomycota; Chytridiomycetes; Spizellomycetales; Spizellomycetaceae. The record is from RefSeq and is a predicted model, not a curated record. The coding region runs from base 12 to 728 and encodes 238 amino acids. Gene Ontology annotation, biological process: translation. Gene Ontology annotation, cellular component: mitochondrion. Gene Ontology annotation, molecular function: ribosomal large subunit binding. The transcript is spliced from 3 exons.
UCCCCACAAUCAUGUUCUGUUCAAGGCGUACCCUCCUCCAUGCCAUCCGCCUUGCACCACCCUUGUACCGCAUCCUCCCACCACGCCCACCAAUAAGCCCCCACAUCCAAACAAGAACCUACGCCAAAAAAAAGGGGAAACCCACCACCAAAGAACCCAUAUUGACACCGACUCCCGAUAUUGCAUUCAAUAUUGAAAAGUAUGCUUCUGAUAUGCACCGAGGCGUCACGCGGUUUAGAGAAGAUGUCGGGUCGAUCCGUCUCGGGAGGGCUGUACCUAGUUUAUUGGAUUCGGUUGUCGUGGCGCAUAAAUCGAGUCGUGUGGCCUUAUCUGCUAUUGCCCAAGUGAAUGUCAAGGAUGCGAAUACAUUGAUGGUGAUUGUCAAUGACGAGGAGCUCGUCCCUAUCGUCGAUAAAGCAAUCCGAAAUGCCGAUCUCGGACUCAACCCCCAAAAACACGACGCAACCGUCCUCCGUAUCCCCAUCCCAAAACUAACACAAGCCUACAAAGAUACACUAUUAAAACAAGCUGCACAAUUAGCGGAAAAGACGCGGAAUCAUGUACGGACUGUUCGUGCGGAUGCGAGAGCGGAAUUGAAGAAAUUGAAAAGUGUUCCGUCGGAUACGGUGCGGGGAUUGGAGAAACAGAUUCAAGUUGUUACUGACAAGUGUAUGGGUCAAGUUGAUGAGGCGUUGAGCGCCAAGCAGAAAGAGAUUGAGCGGGCGUAAAAAACAAUUAAACACCAUGAGCAUACCAUUGAUUAUUUAACAAAGAGCAUACAGUGACACUUUUUUACUUGUGUAAUGGCUGUUUCUUCUGUCCUGUUAUUCUUUCCCCUUUUUUUGGACUGUGCUGGGAUCACGACGACUUGGCCCGUAUUAUAAGGAUGAUACGAUAGCCAGCCAUGCAAAAGUAUAACCAAUGACUAUAGUUUACCAUUCAUGUAUGAUAAGAGAAACAGUCGUACCUCUAAUGUAUGCCAUAAUCAAGUAAAAACAAUA